CUGUUGACAAGUAACAUUAAGUUACAUAAAGUUUUUGCCUCGACUAAGCGACGUGUGCGUCUUACAAAGUUACUCUAUCUGGUAAAUGUGUGCAGCUAAAGAGAACAAAUGGCAAUAACUAUGCUACAUCAGCGGGAGCAAGAAUAGCCAUAAAAGACCACCAGGUUUCACUGGAAUUUCCACAAAAUGCAAAAUGCCAUCAGCAGAUCAAAUACUGUUCAUAAAUGUCACCACGACGGUGGCCGCAGCGGCGCUGACGGCGGCUACUGCCGUGAACAAUACACAGGCGACUACAGCCAACGGUGGGGCACUAGGAGAGGAGCCAGAACACGACAUUGUCAUGAACGGCGCCCGUGCAACAACAACAGCAACAAUUGCCGCCAAUAUUUCGGGCUCAUUGGUCCAGCGCCUUACGACCACUACAACAGCGGGGGCAGCGGCACUAGCAACAGUGGCCUCCAUUGCGAAUCCGAAUGAAUGCAAUGCUUUGGCAGAGGAAGAGGUGAAGGGCAGCUUUCUGGGCGUACCACUGGCGGUGCCUGAGUGGGAGGCGUUGCUAACGGCCGUGGUGUUAUCCGUGAUCAUUGUGUUGACCAUCAUUGGCAACAUUUUGGUUAUCCUAAGCGUAUUUACCUACAAACCGUUGCGCAUUGUCCAGAACUUCUUCAUCGUGUCGCUGGCCGUGGCAGACCUGACUGUUGCGCUCCUUGUGCUGCCUUUUAACGUGGCCUACUCGAUACUUGGACGGUGGGAGUUCGGCAUACAUCUAUGCAAGAUGUGGCUGACCUGCGACAUUUUGUGCUGCACUUCGUCGAUCCUAAAUCUGUGCGCCAUUGCUUUGGAUCGCUACUGGGCCAUCACCGAUCCAAUCAACUACGCUCAAAAGCGGACAGUGGGGCGUGUGCUGCUGCUCAUUUCGGGGGUGUGGAUCCUCUCACUGCUAAUCAGCAGUCCUCCGCUGCUGGGCUGGAACGACUGGCCCGAUGAAUUCACCAGCGCCACACCCUGCGAGCUAACUUCUCAGAGAGGCUACGUCAUCUAUUCCUCCCUGGGCUCUUUCUUCAUACCGCUGGUCAUCAUGACCAUCGUCUACAUCGAAAUCUUCGUAGCCACACGGCGGCGCCUCCGGGAGCGCGCCAAGGCCAAUAAAUUGAACACUAUAGCACUAAAGUCCUGCGAGGUGGAGACGGCAGUGCGCAGGGACGGCCAGAGCAAUAGCAGCCUGUCGGGCAGCAAAGGACACCACUUGGCCAACUACUGCGCCAACUUUUUUUGCUGUGGACGCGACAGAGGCCAUUUCGCCACGCCAAUGAUUCAAAACGACCAGGAGAGUGUAAGCAGCGAGACGCACAUUAACACCGAGGCGGCCAACAACGAGCAACAGCAACAUCAGCACGUGGUAGUGCUGGUUAAGAAAUCGCGGCGCUCUAAGAUCAAAGACUCCAUCAAGCAUGGAAAAGCACGCAGCGGACGUCGAGCCCAGAUCACUGCAGAGCGAAACGCCGACGGCACUGGAAGCGGCUGCGGGGCCGAGCAACUGCUUCCGCCCAUCGGAAACAAUUUAGUGUCCAAGUCGGAUGCCAGUGACAAUGCCGAAAUCAGCACCGAAAGUGGCAGCGACCCCAAGGGUUGCAUACAGGUAUGCGUUACCCAGGCGCCCACUGAAAAUGUGGACGAGCAAGCUUCGCUAAAACUGACGCCCCCACAAUCGUCAACUGGCGUAACGUCAACACUGACGUCAACACCUCUGCCAAAGAAGAUCGGCGGCGUUAACCAAUUCAUCGAGGAGAAACAAAAGAUUUCACUGUCAAAGGAAAGACGAGCUGCACGAACGCUCGGGAUAAUCAUGGGGGUCUUUGUUAUUUGUUGGCUGCCGUUCUUCCUCAUGUAUGUCAUUUUGCCAUUUUGCCAGAGCUGCUGUCCGACCAAUAAAUUCAAGAACUUCAUCACCUGGCUAGGCUACAUCAAUUCCGGUCUCAAUCCGGUCAUAUAUACGAUAUUCAAUUUGGAUUACAGGCGCGCAUUUAAAAGACUACUCGGCAUAAAGUAGAUGGUGGUUAAGAAGCAGUUGCUCACAGUUUGUGCCAAAAAGGUAUGGGCUUGGGCUACAUACGAGUAUGUAAUUGCACAGAAUACAGAAUACAGAGUACAGGACCCUGGACCCUUUCACAUACUUGUUCUGCCGUACAUAUGCAUUCUAUGUGGGAACUAGACUACGAAAAAGGAAGCUUCCGUUUUGGGAAACAGAACUCAUCGAACCUUUGCAUCUUAAAAAUAUAUGUUUAAAAUAUUGUGGUUAGGAAAAGUUCUAUAUAAACUCAUUAUCCGACAAAAAGACAUUUUCAUCACAAUUCCUUGAUAUCCACAAGGAUAUAAAUAAAAUGAAAGCAUACUAAUACAACGACAUGGCUCCUGCACUCAUCGCUUGUGAAAUCUAGUCCCUGUUUCUGCGCUCAUGUAGAUGGAUUCAUAGUAGAACCCACAUUUUUGUCUACAUGAUGGUUGUUUAUUAUAAUCCCAACCCCUUCCAAGAGCUUAAAGCUGUAUCGCUUUGACGCAACGUGUACGUGUAUGUCAAAUAUUCUACUACG
This is a messenger RNA of Scaptodrosophila lebanonensis, 2591 nucleotides long. It is a transcript of the gene Oct-TyrR, whose product is annotated as tyramine/octopamine receptor. Gene Ontology annotation, biological process: adenylate cyclase-activating adrenergic receptor signaling pathway. The record is from RefSeq and is a predicted model, not a curated record. Gene Ontology annotation, molecular function: octopamine receptor activity. Lineage: Eukaryota; Metazoa; Arthropoda; Insecta; Diptera; Drosophilidae. The coding region runs from base 194 to 2050 and encodes 618 amino acids. The transcript is spliced from 2 exons. Gene Ontology annotation, cellular component: membrane.